AUGGCAGAAACUGGGUCUUCAGAAAUUAAAAGAUCUCGAAAAAGUUUGUCACUCAGUAAAAAUAAAAGACAAAAAGUGGAAGGUAAAGGAACACCAUCUAUACCUUCAGCAUCCUCCUCUAUUAUUUCCUUUUUUAACAAUGCCCCCCCCCCUGAAAUUACCUGUCCCAUGUGUGGGCAGAUGGUGCCAAGAUGCAGAAUAAAUGAGCACAUGGAUAAAACGUGUCAGACCAACCAUGGUGAGAUUGGCAUCACUGAUUCAACACUCAGCUCUUUUAGGAAUGAGAGUCCAUCAGCUGCAAAUGUGAACAGUAAAUCCAGCUCAUAUUUUUCAAAAAACCUCUUAAAUCUAGAAACAGGUCCCUCCAAAAGGAGUUCACUGAAAACAGAUGGGAGUACAGCACAACAACUUAGUCCUUACUUCAGCCGUAAUAGUUCAGUCUGUAGUGUUAACAAUGAACCACAGGCUCAAACAGUUAAAAUAGUCUCCUUGGGGAGCUUGUCAUCUAAACUGUCCAGAAGACGACGUACCCAGGGAGGGAAACAGGUCACGUAUAAAGAGACUGAGUCUUCACCUCCAGCUGUUCACAGUAUGUGCAAAAGUGCUGAAGCACAGGAUGAUGAUGAAGAGUUUUACGCUGGGAAUAGUUCUCAGAAAGAAAAUCAACUUGCUCAGGGAGAGAGCCCGGAACAUUUUAUGAAGAAGGAAUCUGAAUUUCAAGAAGAAGUAAAGAAAUGCAAGGGAGAAGACCGUAUGAAUAUUGUUCAGGUAUCGUCACCAGCUGAUAAGACUAAUGGCAAAAGAUCACCAAUCAUUACAAGGAACACCAAAACAGAAAGUAGUGCUGAAGAUGUGAUACUGGGUUCUGACAAAUUUGAAACUCAUCAAGCAGGGCUGACCCACAGUUUGGAAGUCAAGAGUCAGCCUGACACUCAGGUUGGUCCUUCUUCCAAGACAGAAGUGAAUGGUGGUGCACAAAGUUGCUUAAGCAAGAGCAACGAACAGGUACUUCCUGUGGAAGUUCAUGGAGACUUUGAAGAUGAGAUUAAUCAGACUUUGUCAGAAACUGUGGGAAGGGUGGAGUUUCAAAAUUCCAUUGGGGACAUUUUAGACAAAAUAAAUGAGGUUAUCUCUGUGCCCAGUUCUCCUGGUCACCCAUAUUACCUCCGGAAUUUUUUAGUGGUGCUGCGAGCAGUCUUGGAGAAUGAAGAUGAUAUCAGACUCUUUGAUGAGCAAGAUAUGAAAAUUAUAGCAGAGUUCUGCAAAUUAUCAGUUGGUGGGCAGAAGUUGUAUGUGAGACUUUUUCAACGCAAGCUGAACUGGUUAAAGGUGAACAAAAUAGAGUAUGGAGAGAUAAGUACGGAUUUGUCACCAAUGAUUGAAGAACUGGCUGAAGCCAAAUUUCUGCAAACAGAAUCUGAAUUGAAAGACUUGUGUGAAGGAUUGGACUUGCUUUCAGCCCCUGAGCUAAAAACACUGGCAAAGAUCUUUCAUUUGCCAAACCCAAAUGGUCAGAAACAGCAACUGGUGGAUGAUUUUCUGAGGCUAGCAAAACAACGUUCAGUCUUCAGCAGGAGUCAAGCUGGCAUUGGAACAGUGAUUUUAAAAAGGGUGAAGGACAUGGCUGGAAAAUCUGUCAGGGUCUGUAAAGGCCCUCGAGCUCUCUUCUCUCGAAUCCUGCUGCUAUUUUCCCUGCCUGAGGCAAUGGAGGAUGAAGAAGCAGGUAGUGCUGGUCAAGGCCAGCUCUCCACAGUCCUUAUGGUAAACAUGGGGCGUCUGGUAUUCCCCAGUUACACAGUAAAUAGGAAAACACAGGUCUUCCAGGACAGAGAAGAUCUUAUCAGGUAUGCAACUGCUGCUCAUCUGUCAAAUGAUAUAGCCACUGCAAUGGUAAAUGGGAACUGGGAAGAAGCUAAUAAUCUGUAUAUGUCUGCUAAAGAAACCUGGAAUGAACUGAAAAAUCACCCCUCUUUGAGCUGUCACAGAGCUUUGCCUGAGUUCCUGCGACGCUUCACAGUUGGCUGGGUGUACACAAGAAUGCUUUCUCAAGGUGUUGAAAUUCUGCAGAGACUUCACAUGUAUAAGGAGGCGGUGCAGCAGCUGAAGAGUCUUCUGUCUCAGGAUGUGUAUUGUACCGACAGCAGAGGGCGGUGGUGGGAUCGCCUGGCUCUGAAUUUACAUCAGCACUUGAAAAACACUAAGAAGGCCGUUGAGAGCAUCCUGAGGGGGCUGGCGGACCCGCGGGUGCGCACCGGGCACCGCCUCGCCCUCUACCAGCGCGCCCUGCGCAUCAGGGACUCGCCCAGCUGCAGGCAGCUUAGGUCCCUGCUUCAUCAUCUGCCAGGCAUCGCUGUGGAGGAGGUGACACAUGUUACAAUCAAAGGCAAGAUGUGUCCUCAGAUGGGAAUGGGAAAAUCUGUAUUUCUAAUGGAGGAUACUGGUAAUGAAGAAGGAGGUGAAGACUUCAGUGCAUCCACAGUCAUGUGCUCAGUUGAGGAGCUGGCAUUGACUCAUUACAGGCAGAAUGGUUUUGAUCAGGGUAUUCAUGGGGAAGGCUCAACAUUUAUUACGCUCUUUGGUAUUCUCAUGUGGGAUAUCAUUUUCAUGGAUGCCAUACCUGAUGUGUUCAGAAACUCCUAUCAGACGUCUCCCCUAGAUUUAUACACAGACAGCUUCUAUGAGAACAGGAGGGAUGUCAUUGAGGCCAGACUCCAGCAGCUGCACACAGCUUCCUCAGAGACACUGGCAAAGCUGAUGGCUGACACCUGGACAGCUCAGGAGGGAAAAGCAGCAGCUCUUGUUAGCUGGGGGCGGUUUGCUUCCCUCCAGCAAGCUCAGAGCCUUGUCUCUUGCCUGGGAGGAAUGUUUCUGAGCGGUGUUUUCAGGCGACUUUCCAAAGAUCUCCGCCACUGCCGAGGGGGCCUUCCUGACCUGGUGGUGUGGAGCACACAAACCCACCAAUUCAAGCUGGUGGAGGUGAAAGGUCCCAAGGACCGCCUGUCCCCCAAGCAGACACUGUGGCUGAGCGAGCUGAAGCAGCUGGGGGCUGAGGUGGAGGUUUGUCACGUGCAGGCGGUGGGAGGCAAGAGUCAACGCCUCAGCUGA
Molecule: messenger RNA, 3105 nt
Organism: Chaetura pelagica (chimney swift)
Lineage: Eukaryota; Metazoa; Chordata; Aves; Apodiformes; Apodidae
Gene: FAN1
Product: FANCD2/FANCI-associated nuclease 1
Exons: 14
Coding region: 1-3105 (1034 amino acids)
Biological process (GO): interstrand cross-link repair
Cellular component (GO): nucleus
Molecular function (GO): flap-structured DNA binding; 5'-flap endonuclease activity; 5'-3' exonuclease activity
Source: RefSeq, a predicted model, not a curated record